UCGGGCAGCUCUAAUACUGGACAAAGCCCACCGGAAAUUAUCCGGCUUCACAUGUUUUCGUAAACAAUUUUCCCGAAAGUGAAAAAAUCGAGCUACAAUUUGUUUUGUAUUCCAUUUGAAAUAUCAGAGCAAUAAAUUGUCAGUAUGGGAGUCCCAGCAUUUUUUCGCUGGCUGAGUAGGAAGUAUCCGUCAAUUGUUGUGCACUGUGUGGAAGAUAAGCCAAAGGAAAUCAAUGGAGUGAAGGUUCCAGUGGAUACCAGCGCUAAGAAUCCGAAUGAUAUCGAGUUUGAUAAUCUCUACCUGGACAUGAAUGGUAUCAUUCACCCCUGCACUCACCCUGAGGACAAACCUGCCCCAAAGAAUGAGCAGGAGAUGAUGAUUCUGAUCUUUGAAUACAUAGACAGAAUCUUCUCUAUUGUGAGACCAAGGCGUGUGCUCUACAUGGCCAUUGAUGGAGUGGCUCCUAGAGCCAAGAUGAAUCAGCAGAGAAGCCGUCGUUUCAGAGCUUCAAAGGAAUCUGUAGAAUCUGCAGAGGCAAUAGCGCGAAUGAGGGAGGAAUUACAGUCGAAGGGGAUGGAAGUACCGCCAGAGAAACCCGCCUCUGAGAAGUUUGACAGUAACUGCAUCACUCCAGGUACCCCAUUCAUGUUCCGCCUGGCUGACUGCCUGCGAUUCUACAUCCAUGACCGCAUGAACAACGACCCUGGCUGGAAGGGCAUCAAGGUCAUCCUGUCGGAUGCUAAUGUGCCCGGUGAGGGAGAGCAUAAGAUCAUGGACUACAUCAGGAAACAGAGAGCCCAGCCUGAUCAUGACCCCAACACCAGCCACUGUCUUUGUGGAGCAGACGCCGAUUUGAUCAUGCUUGGUUUGGCUACCCAUGAGGUCAACUUCACCAUCAUCCGAGAGGAGUUCAAGCCUAAUAAACCCCGCCCAUGUGCCCUCUGUGGACAGAUAGGACAUGAGCUGAAAGACUGCCAAGGCCUUCCAAAGGAGAAAUUUGGUGAACAUGAUCAGCUGUCGGCCCCAAUUUUUGAAGAGACUCCUUUCAUUUUUUUGCGACUGAACGUGCUGCGGGAAUACCUCGAAAGAGAACUGCUCAUGAAUGGUCUCCCUUUUAAAUACAGCUUUGAACGUGCCUUGGACGACUGGGUUUUCAUGUGUUUCUUUGUUGGCAAUGACUUCCUCCCUCACUUGCCCUCACUGGAGAUCAGGGAAGGGGCCAUUGACAGGCUGGUGAAGCUGUACAAAAAUGCUGUCCGUAAAACAGGGGGUUAUUUAACAGACAGUGGGGUUGUGUCUCUGGAAAGAGUCCAGCUGAUCAUGCAAGACCUGGGAGAAGUUGAGGAUGAAAUUUUCAAAAAGCGCAGAACAGAUGACAUGGAGUUCAAGCGAAGGAAUAAGGAAAGACGCAGGAAAAACAGACGGAUUGAUGACAAGCCUCGCUAUGUGCCAGGAGGCCUACUGAAGCCUCAGGCCCUAGGGGGGUAUGGGCAGGGGGGUGGGGGACGGGGCGGUGGUCCUGGAAGGCCGGGGCUGGGAUCCACGGGUGCAGCCAUUCGUCAGGAAGCGUAUGAGCAUCGCAUGCAGAAGUUCUCCACAUCCAACAGUGAUAGGGACAUGGCCAACCUGGACGCUGCCCAGGCCCUCAAGGCAAUGAUGAACACCGAUGGUGAUGGGAGAGGGGAGAAAAGAAAAAGCAAAGAGGAUAGUGACAGUGAAUCUGAGCCUGAUGAUGAAGUCAAACUGUGGGAGGAUGGCUGGAAAGACAGAUACUACAAAAGCAAGUUUGAUGUGGAGAAGGAUGACAUUGCCUUCAGGCAUAAUGUGGCCAACCACUAUGUGCGCGGCCUUUGCUGGGUACUACGGUACUACUACCAGGGCUGUGCCUCGUGGAAGUGGUACUUCCCAUACCACUACGCACCGUUCGCUUCAGACUUUGUCAACGUUGGUUCACUUUCUAAUGCGUUUGAGAAGGACACAGAGCCUUUUAAGCCCCUGGAGCAGCUGAUGGGGGUGUUCCCUGCGGGCAGCAAGCAGCACGUCCCACCAACCUGGCAGGAGCUCAUGACUAACCCCCGGUCACCCAUCAUAGACUUCUACCCCGUCGAUUUCAAGAUCGACCUCAACGGCAAGAAGUAUGCUUGGCAGGGUGUGGCCCUGCUACCGUUUGUAGAUGAGACGCGUCUUUGGAAGGCAUUAGACACUGUAUAUCCAGAUCUCACUGAUGCAGAAUUAAAGCGGAAUAUCCGUGGUAAUGACCGCCUGUUUGUGAGCCAGUCUCAUGCGACACAUGCUUUCCUGGAAGCUAUUUAUGAGGGCGGGGCCAUGGAUAAAACUAAACUGGAGUUGAAUCCCAAGCAGACUCAAGGCAUGGCAGGCAAGGUCUGGGCAGACGAGUUUGUGAACCUUACAGGAGAGACAGUGCCAAGCCCGCUGCCACAGUUGACAGAUCUCCAGGACAACCGUGUUAUAAGUGUCCAGUUUGAGGACCCCCAGUAUGACCGGGACUUCCUGUUCCCAGCAGUCAUCCUGCCAGGGGCCAAGAUGACAGACCGGGUGUUGAAACCAGAGGACUUUGAUCGUUUCCAAAGAGGGGGUCAGUACAGGCCCCAGUUGGGGUUCCAGCCCAACAGUGGAUACAGGGGCCACAAGGACAUGGGGCCAGCCAACAGGAUGAUCAGGUCAAACAUAGCAUGUGAUGAAGAAUCAGUGUCAGGGGUAUCGGUCCCUCCUCCAUCGGGUGGAUAUGGGGGCUACCAGCAAAACAGAGGUGGUCGCGAUGGUUACAGCGGUGGUGGGGGCUAUGGUGGUGGAGGUUAUGGCGCUAGGCAGCAGUCUGGCUGGAUGCCUCCUGUAUUACCAAACAUCCAGUUUUAUGCUCAAAACAGCUAUGGUGGAAACAGUGGCUAUGGUGGCCAAAACAGAGGAGGCUACAGCAACAACAGUUACAAUAGUGCUGGUGGUGGGGCUGGUGGCUAUGGCAACCAGUCAGGAGGCUAUGGCAACCGCAACAUGCAGUCUCAGUCCAGUGGGUACAGCAACUAUGGUGCAUCAAACUACAAUCAGGGUUCCUAUGAUGGCCGCAGUAGUGGCGCCAGUUAUGGGGGCUCAUAUUCAACGUCGUCAUCAUCAUAUGGGGCUCAGCCAAGGGAUCGGCAGGAUAACAGGAAUAACACCUCGAAGUUUCCUCUUCCACCAAACUACAGAAGGUGAUGAUAAACUGGUUGGCAUAUAGUGGAAGUUAGAAGCAGUUCUGGUUAACAGCAAUACUAUGUUACCAGUCUGUCAUUGUGAUGGUUACCAGGAGGUGACCAAUGCCGGAGAGUGCACUCUUUAAAAUGAGGUUAUGCUAGUUUUUACAGAAGUCAAAUGUGCGCGUUGUAGCACUUACCUAUACAGAAUAUGGUUUGCUCGGACCUUGACACUGGAUAAAGCCUCAACUUUUUUUGGGGGGUAUAACCUCACUGUGAAUAGUUUUAUUGGCCCUUGACAUUUGAUUCAACUUGACAUUUCAUAAGAUUUUGACUUUAGUACAACAUUUUUUGUAUGACCUAGACAUUUUACUUACCUAUAUCAUGACUGGUUAACAAGCUACCAGUGUCUUUAAGUCUUCCAGUCGCAUUGUAUGGUCUGUAAAGAAGACAACACACAUCAUUACCCUGGGUUACUGAAGAGUAGCCGUCACUAUUAUUCCUAGAAGAUGAUUGUUAAUUUAAAGAAACGUUUAGUUCCUGGUGGACUAGGGUCUUGUAUCCAUCUGUGACGGGACUGAAGCACACAAAACAGACCAUUUUAUUAUGUUGAUUUAUAUAAUGAAAUUUCUAGUUUGUUGUUUAAGAAGUUGACAUGUAUUAAUUUUUAUUCUGUUGAUUUCAGUCUUGCAAUUAAUAUGUUUUAGGAGUAAACCGUUAUUAAUUUUUAUUGAUCUAGUAACUGGCCUAAUUUAUUAGGCUUUUCGGAUUUUCCCAACAUAUUAUUUUUUCUUGUAUAAAUAUCAUAGGAAGGGUCAUAAAUAAGCAGAUGAACGUUUUCAAAUACUAUAAUCUUUUCAUAAAUCACUCGAUCCGCAUUAAGUACGACAUUAACACAAUAUUUUUAGUGAAAAAUAAAGUUUUAACUAUUUGUUAUGUUCGUUUAUUUUAUGAAUCAAUUGUAUAUUUGUGACUAAAAUCCAAUUUUUUUUAGUACAUCUGUGACAGUUAACUCAAAAUUCGAAUUUUAAUUAAACCAGUAAAAGAAAUAGUAUGUUGUUUACAUUUUUCUUAUUAUUGCUAUAAAUACGUCAAUUUGUAACAUGAUAAUUGAAAAAUUGUAUUGUAUUACCAUAAAAUAUCCCUUGCAUGUACAUGUAAACAUGAAAAAAUCUUAGGUAAACAUUCAAUAUACAGUAUAAUUGCAUCAAAACUUAACCAGUUAUGGUACAAAAUUACCAUUUACGGGACACAAGAUAUAAUAGGCAAUUAUUUAAUAAACAUUAUUAAAUCUUUCAUGUUUCUUUAUCUUUUUUUUUCAUAUAAUGUGUUUAAAUACAAAAAAUAUCAAAUAUAAUCCGGAUAUAAAUAUGAAAAUCACAUUAAAACAUAAUUAAAAAAACCUGCGUUAUUUAUCUAUUUUGGAAAUUACGUUCAAGACAAUGGGCGAUCUUAUGUUCUGACAUCAAAUAUUACUCAAAUAUGACGUUAUUUAUCCGAAAAUAUUGUAUUGACUGGAAAUAAUGGGUAAAAGACAUUUUUGCUAGGUUUCGUGACUCGUAACUGCCUAACUGGUGGCUCGUAAAUGGUUUACAGAUACGAUCAAAUCGUAAAAAUGACGAAACAAAUCAUCUCAUUGUAAUAAAAGUUAUAUUUUCAUUUAAAUAUAACCCUCCUUUAAGUCCUUAACAUAAUUAUUCCUAGUAGUAAUACUAGUAUGUGUAUUUGUUCUUAAAUUGUAUUACUGUCUCGUAAAUGGUUUUUCAAUUAUUACGCUAUUUGUUUAGAUAUUUGACAUUUUAUUUUGAACUAAAGUACACAACUAUUAAACUGGUAAAGAAUAGUUUUAGCUUAAGUAUAUAAUAAAAUGUUUUUAAUUAAGACAUUUAAACAACAUUUUUUUACAAUCUCAUAUAUUUUAAUGAACUUUAAAACAAUGACUCGUAACUGGUUGCACUUUUGAAGACAUCCGUACAUUUAAAAAAAAUCCCAAAAAUAUUCACUUCUGUCAAAAAUCUAUUUCUUAUCAAGUAAAGACAACUUAUUUACAUAUGUUGAACAGCAAUCAACUUUUAAAAACUGACAUUUAUUUUUUAAAGAAGUACAUAUAACAACUGAACACAUUUUUUGGCGAAGACAUGCUUAUUAUGUCAACGUUUGAUAUCAAAGGGUUUUUAUGUAAAGUUUUAAUUGCAAAUAACCAUUCAUGUCAUAUAUUUUAUUUUCUGGUCAUUUACUUCUGUCUACAAAUGCAAAAUUACAUUAGCAAUUCAUAUAAAUAUUUUAUUAUAUGCUGCAUUAAAACCCGAAGACAUCAGUUGUCGCACAUAAGCCGGAUUCAAUCAAAUGAUCUAUCUCUUUUGUAUAAAGAAGUCAUUCAUUCUACAACUUUGUGAAUACAAUGUGAAAAUUAUUGUGCAUGAUGCAUGAUGAUUGUUAUAUUACGAUUAUGAUAUACAAUUAGCCAAGUGCAAAACAAAUUGAGUUAUUAACAUCAGAGAAAAUGAUCUUAAAGUCAUCAUAUCUCUUAAAUAUGUCUUUAAUUGUCAAAGCUAAAGUAAAAUCUGGCUUCUUAAGUGGAGAAGUAAAGGACUAGUAUACAAAUAUCAAUAGAGAAGAAAAUGUAUAACAUGGAUGAAAGUAUGAUCUGAAUAAAGAUUCCAAACAUUCAA
This is a messenger RNA of Dreissena polymorpha, 5863 nucleotides long. Its product is annotated as 5'-3' exoribonuclease 2-like. The transcript has 33 exons. The coding region runs from base 145 to 3213 and encodes 1022 amino acids. Gene Ontology annotation, molecular function: 5'-3' RNA exonuclease activity; zinc ion binding; RNA binding. NCBI's taxonomy places the organism in Eukaryota, Metazoa, Mollusca, Bivalvia, Myida, Dreissenidae. Gene Ontology annotation, cellular component: nucleus. The record is from RefSeq and is a predicted model, not a curated record. Gene Ontology annotation, biological process: nuclear-transcribed mRNA catabolic process.